UACUGAAAGGUAAAGAUGCGAAUUCACACUGCGACUUGUUCAUCAGUGAGCGGAUACUUCAGCAGGCAGGCUGCCCCCACAGCCUGUCUGAACUGCUUCAUAUGACAUGAGCGUUUUCAUUUCUUCAGCUUAUGACUAUGUCUGCAGGCCUCAACGCAGCAUGAUAACAUCUGUUCACACUCCAGGAUCUCCACUAGGCAGACAGUGAGGACCAGUCGCCACUAUGCGAUGUGUGUAAGGGACCAGUGGCAGUGUUGUGGCCCCAGGCGGGAUGCUGCUGACGGCCGGUCAGUAUGACUUUGCUGGACUUGUGGCUGUCGCGCUCCAUCCCCAUGUGCCUGCUCCUUCAGAGCCUUGUCCUCAUGGCCCUGUGCUUCCCCUCGGCCAGCAUGUGUCCAAAGGGCUGCGUCUGCCAACGCGACCCCCACCUCCACGGCUUCAACGUGACCUGCAGUCAGUCCCGCCUCAAAGAGAUCCCCCCGAGCCUCCCGGUCGACACCGUCCUGCUGAGGCUGGACCACAACCAGAUAGGCGCCGUGCCGGAUCAAGCCUUCCACGGACUCAGGCUCCUGAGGGAGCUCAACCUUUCAUACAACGCGGUGGAGACCUUAGGGGAAGGUGCCUUCAGCGGCAUCGAGGCGACGUUACAGGUGCUGGACCUCUCCCACAACCGCAUCACUAGCGUACACAAGGAUGCCUUUGCUCGGCUUAAGGCCCGCGUCAUUGUGGACGAUAACCCCUGGCAUUGCGACUGCGCCCUCCAGCAGGCCAUCGGCGGGAUGGCCCACAACCACGAGGCCGUCGCCCGGGUCCUCUGCAGGAGCUCGGAGCACCGUGACCAGGAGGGUCGACCUUUCUUGGCGGUGGAUACUGACCUCUGUAACCUGGCCAAAAGGACCACAGACUACGCUAUGCUGGUGACCAUGUUCGGCUGGUUUGCCAUGGUCAUUUCUUAUGUAGUGUAUUAUGUCCGUCAGAACCAGGAGGACGCCCGACGCCACCUGGAGUACCUCAAGUCUCUCCCCAGCAAGCCCAAGAAACCCGACGAGGCUGACGACAUAAGCACUGUUGUCUGACAGCUGUUUCAAAGUGACACGAACCUAAUGAACACCAAAAUGUUUAUUGUAACAGGACCCACAUUUGUAGUGUUUACUAUUUCAAACUUUUAGGUGAUGUGAGCGUCAAAUCUGCUGAGAAAUCUUUGUAUUUUAGGGAUUCUGUCGUAUGUUCUUACCAGGGUUUGUUGAUGUCUGAUCUGAGAUGAGAUGAGAAGGAAGGCCAGAGAGUCUAAUAGUCUAACACCAACAUUGUCUUUUCUACAAAAAUUGCAUAUGGAGCUUUGAAAUUUUUAAUCUCAGGUGCAAACAUUGACAUGAUAAUGGCUUUUUAUAGAUGAAAAUUUGGAAUAUCUGAUAAAAAGAAAUAUAUUUGUAAGACUUGACACCCUAAACUUCAUUUCCCGGAGCUCUCGUCUUGGUAUCUCAAAGCACCACGUUAAAAUGUACUCUGAGUUUUGCAAACACAACUGCUUCUUUCAUUCCCCUUCAAAUUAAAUGUGAACUUAAAUAUUUAUAUUGACAGCAUUUCUGAGGCCAUUGCCUGCUUAUGGAGACUAUUUGAUCUAUACAUUGUGUUAUAUUUUAGACCAGUAAGGCCUUGGAUAUGGGGUAUUCAGAUAUAAAGUAGUCUUAUCUCCCUGCUUGCCUUGAGCUUUUUAUUCAGACAAUUCAAAAUGAAAAAACUAUUUUAAUAGAGACAGGUAAGCACUUACUGAAGCAUUUAGAAAACCAUGUCGCAGAUACAGAGAAUACUGGAUGCUAUGGAAGCCCAUUUCUGUAACAAAGGAAAGGAAAGGUUAGGAAUGAUUAAAAAUAUAAAUACUUACUCAACAUUAUCAAAUACUUUGUAGAAAUUUGGACUUUCUAAAUGCAAAUUCUGUGACAUGUUGUCUUGAAGGGAAACGUUUAAACCGUCUUCGUAUCGUUGCAAUGUGGGUGGAGUGUGCAAAUGAACAAUGUUCGGCUUUUGCGUCGGCCUGUUGAAGAUCUAACAAAAUGUCCCUUUCCCACUCAAAAUGAUCAUGUAUUAAAUGACUUCAACACCUUUACGUUUUAAGUGAAAAUUAAGAGAUAGUGAUUCAAAAUUAUAGCUAGCUUUAGCUAGCUUGUCAACGUUACCUGCUACGUCACGAUUACGAGUCAGGUUGAAUUAGCUCAGCCACGGUGCAGGGUCACAUUUUUUCCAAGUUAAUGACACAAAAGCCACCUAAAACUGAUGAGGAAUGGAAAGCAGCAGCUGAUCAGGGCCAUGCUAUCUCAUUGUUUUUCAUUUACCAUUUAUUUUUGUCAGUCCUAGGAUUUUAAAUAUGCUUUUUCCUUUUCCGGGCGGAAAUGGGCCUCCAUAGAGUCCUGAUUGGUCAGAAGGUCUGGAUUAUUUUCAGAUAAUCACACUUGUCUGAUGCAAUGUUCUCUUUGGCAUUAUUAAUUAAUUGUCAUUGCUGGAACGCUGCUAAUUCAAGUCUUACGAGUCUUGAGCUUGUUGGAGUAGGAAUGAAACGCUCAUUACAAGGUUGACAAAGAUAGUGCCAAUACAGAGAUUACAUUUAAAGAAUGUACUGCCCCAAACAAUAAAGAAACAACACUUAUAUUUCAAAUGUAGCAAGUGGCCAUGGUGUAAGCAGGAUCAUCUACUUUUGUGCAGCUAUUGAACAAUAAUGCAGUCUGUGGAUGUAAAUGUGGGGGCAAAUAGCCCAUGCAAUAGCAUGCAUUAUUUUUCAAUAAUGCCAUUGUGGAUUAUGCGUUUUAUACAGACAUUUUUAUAAUUGUAAUGCUAAUCCAAAUUAUGAUUUGCGGUUAGGCUUGAGAAUAAGGCUUUUUAGCUAAGAUGACAUGGUUAGUUGGAGGCUCCUGAGUAGCUCUGGGAUUAAUAAUCGAGGAGAUUUUAUGAGAAAAAUGUAUUCAUGGUGGACAAGACAAUGACAUUGUUUUUUGUUAUUACUACAUGCAAAAUGAUUGAGUUUUAACAAGAAACUUUUACAACCACAUAUCACUGUAUCCGGUCAUACCAAGAAACUGUUUUCGUUACACAAUAUCAGUAUAUUUAAUUAAAACAAAAAACCUUUGUUAUUAUAACGACACAGCACUUUAGCUCAUUAAAACAACUUCUAUAUUAUGUCCCGAGGAAAAAGAUACAAUUAAAGCCUGAAAAAUAGACCGAUAUCGGUUCAUUGCUACAUAUUAAAUUGAUUUCUAGCCACACCACCAAACCAUGACAUCAUGGUCAUAAAGUAAAAAUAAAUACCACAUUCUUACUCUCCAACCACCAAAGCCCAGAUGGAAGAAGCUCUGAUCUGAAUGUUAAUAUGGUCUCCCUCAGUUAUCACUAUGCACUCACAGCAAAUAAGCUGUACAAGCAAUAGUGAGUCAACUACAGACACCACACUGUAAUACACUGGUUUUUUUACCCCACAUUUGCCUCUUAGGCAACAUACAAGCUGCUCCACCUUCAUUGUGAUGAAGACUGUGGACAGUACGCUAAUAAUAGUACACAAACUCCUCUUCAUUCUAGCACUGACCUUCAAUCAAAGAUAAUGCAGUAAAUUACAAUAAAGCUUUUUAAUUUUAUCGUAACUGAGUUCAAAGGUUCUUUGCUGACUUUGGAAAUAGUAGAUCAUUUAAUAUAAUAUGAAACCAAACCUACACCCUUGUGUGUAAUAACGAGAACGUUUCUGGAUGAAGUGAUACGUUUCCUGUUCAUACUUAGUAAAGUGGUCUGUAUUAAAAACAAGAAAAAUACAUCAUUAUGACAUGAUAAUAUCUUUUUGAUAUAAUGAGAUGCUGAGCAAAUAGUUUUUGUCAUGAUGGCUACACACCCUGCCAAACAGUGAGUCAUCUCCAUGAACUACUCUGUCACUAUCCCCAAACACAUUCAGGUCUUUGUGUGCUAAUAGUUCAAUAAACAUGCCCUGAAAGGUUGUCCUGGCUAGCAAAAUAACAAUUAACAAUCAUGAAAAAUUUGAGAUAUUUGAAUAGACAUAUGUAAAUUAUGUCAAAGAAAAUUCUUGACGUUUGCAGCAUACUAAGAUUAAUGUUUAUUUAUAUCUGUCUUGCAAUUCUAUACUUAUUUCUAUUAUCAAAAUGUAUUUUCCAUUUAUCAAACAAAGAAUAUGUCACAUUAUGUAAUUAUUAACAAAAGCAAAAACAGGGUUACAUCUUUUUACAUGCAGAAACCUUGAAUUUGAAAGUGCGUCUGUCCUUGUGUUGGAAUCAGAACAUGUCAUAUGACUUUGGGUUAUGGUGCUAUGUGUAGCAGUCAUCAGUUUAUUCUUGGUGCAGCAUUUCAGAUUCCCCCUUCUCUCUUCACAGUUGCAUAGAAACACGGAAGUCUGUUCUGCAGUCAUUGUCGCACAAAUCUAAAAUCAUUUCAAAUCACAUCUGAACUGCACAAACCUUCAGUGGUUUAAAUUCUCCCCUUGCUGCAGUGAUGUACAAGUGUACACCCGGGUGUGUCAGCACAGCGUUACAUCACUGUUUGGGUGUGGCUUCAGGAGCAACAAAGACCUCUUCUGAACAGACCCAACAGCGUGUGGCCAGAGGUGAUGCUAGCUUGACAGCUUCAACCAGAUAGAGCAGUGGAAAACACUAGGAUCAUUUUAGCACCAGUCUCACAAUAACAAAUAUGUCAUUGCAGGUCAACGAGGCAUGUCCUAUUCCAAAGGUUCCUCCAGAUUUAGCGAAGAGCUUUCUUGUCCAUUACAGCUUCCCUUUUUUCAGAAUUUAACGGACAACCAGUGUAUGCUUUGCACCCCUACAGAAUCCCAUCAUUACAUGUCAGUUUGGGCUACUCACCAUAACAAUUUACAGCAUUAUUUGGGCUCCAAACUGGCCAUUCUGCUUGUAUGAACACAUGCCUUUAAAUUGUUUUUCUAGUAUAUUUAUGCCUUAAAACAUGAACAAAAUUGGCCCAGUUAGCUGAAAGCAAAUGGUAUCUAAUAUAGUCAUUGGUUUUGAAAAUUAAUCUGGCUACCUGAAUUACUAUGGCAGGAAACUACACUAUAUUCUUGCCAAAAAGAAAUUGUAAUUGAUGAAGACCCUGAAUGUUACGGGAUAUUGAACAGUAGAUAUCCAAUGGCAUUUUCUAAUUAAACUUGAAUGAGUGAGACAGUUCAUUUUUGACCUCGGGAAUAGUAGUUUCCACAAAAUAAUCUUGACUCAUGUACCAAUUUAUUUAAUCUCUAGUGUGCAUCAGCAGACGGAGUGUGCUCACUUGACAUGGCUAUCUUGAACAGGAACUUCAAUCAUGUGACAACCAGUGGACGUUAUGAUACUUUCAAGGAGUGAGAUUCUCAACUUAAGACCAAGAUGGACACUGUUUAAUUACGCAUAAAGCAUCCCAGUGGGAACAAGCCAAAGUAUUCAAGUCAAUGGGAGUCAGUAUUUACCAGAAACCAUUCAGCACCUCAAAUCUGGUUACAUCCAACGGCAUCAUUCAGUGCCGAUGGAGGAAGUUGUGUGCCCUUCAGUUUGCGAGUUGGUGUGGAGGUCACGUUCACUUUUUUAUUUACCAUAACCACAAACUUUCACAAAUCAUACCGUAGUUGCCAUGUGGAGAUUUUGUUGCAUACGAGAACGUUGGCACAAGACGUUAAAACGUCCCUGAGCAUAAUCUGGGUUUUGUCAGAAUUGCCACCAUGUAUGAAUGAUUAUCACGUGGCCGAAGUUCCUUAAAGACUGAACUCUCUCUGUGACAAUUGAGCAAGCUCCCUCUGCAGAUGAAGACUGCGAGACGUAAACUAGCUAGUAAGUGAGUUGAGAUAAUUCUGUCAAAGAAUUUAAGAGUGUCUUAUUUGAUGUUUUGGGAUCUAAGGUUUUAGGGAUUGGUGAACAGGGUGUUGCUGUGUUGUACUGUACGUUACGCUCAGUUUGUGAAGUCUAUGUUCCUGUUGUCUUCAGUCAGCCGUUGUCAGUCAGUCUUUGUAUAUCUGUACUGAUCAGAAGUAAGCACAAGGCUAAAUGUCAGUUUCAGUGAUCUCUUCUUGUUGAUGUGUUGUGGUUACUUCAGUCAUUCAGAGUCAAUGCUGUUUACUGUUAAUUGUUACCGUUUGCCUUCACUCGAUUUCAUUCUUCCCGGGCCCUUUCAAGGGGAGGACAGAUUUCUCAGAGUUGGGGAUGGCAGACUAUGCGAUCAUCUCAGUCACGACAAAUCAACGCAACCAUCCCCAUUCAAGCCAAGCAGCAAGUGCAUGCAUCGUUUCCCUUUAAUAACACUGUGUACAGCAAUGUUACCGGCAGUGGGUGAAGAGAAAAUUGAUGCUGUCAUUUUCUCAAAUGGCUUCCUUUCCAUCAUGGCCGCUGGAACAUACGCCUAGAGAAAUCCAAUGUAAACCACAUGAAAGACAAGAUUGGUAUGUAAAAGUACAGGAAAAUAGAUUAUCACAAAAAAAAGCUCAUUUUAUAAAUACUAACUAAAUAAUAACCUAAAAGAAUCCCAUGAUUGGUGACAUGUUGGAUACUGGGUGUUGCUGAUAUCUUGUGAAAUUUCCUCUCGCUUCAUGUUUCGUUUGUCACUGACUUUGUACAAUAAUGGUUGUUAAAUGACGUCUUAGGGGAUAUGCAAUGAGAAUACGUAAGUAGAGAACACUAGGAUCACAUGUAAAUAGGAACGUUGAUGUUGUGUGAGAUACUUGAAAUCCCUUUAAUUAGUUGUUCUUGAAUGUGCUAAAGCCUUGUCUUGUAGAGGCAACCUCAUACUCCUCAUGACAGGAUAGGCUCUAAAAUGCAUGUACCAUGUAAUGAAGCACAGUGUAGCCAAGGACCCGAGAGUAUUUCUAAGUGCCUGAAUACUUCUCUCACCAUUUUAUUUUUUUAUUUUACGUCUUCUUUCUCCAACUCUGGUCUUUGUUCCGAAGCCUCUCUUAGUUUAGGAUUCUCUCUGUUUAGUGGAUUUGUCGAUUUAGGUUUAUUUUGCAAAUUAGAAGAAGAAAAAAAAAAAAACGGACUCAACCAUGCUGAUGUAAAGAGCUGUACAACUAAACUACACUGUACCAUAUCACAGUUUUCCGUGCACAGACAGGAUGUGAUGGACAAACUCGCACCGAGGAUGAAAAUGUUAGCACUGACUAUCACGGUUGUGUUGUAAUAGCAUGACAUACAGAAAAUGAAAUAAAUGAGGUAUGCAUUGGUU
Molecule: messenger RNA, 7182 nt
Organism: Anarrhichthys ocellatus (wolf-eel)
Lineage: Eukaryota; Metazoa; Chordata; Actinopteri; Perciformes; Anarhichadidae
Gene: lrrc3b
Product: leucine rich repeat containing 3B
Exons: 2
Coding region: 294-1076 (260 amino acids)
Molecular function (GO): protein binding
Source: RefSeq, a predicted model, not a curated record